AUGACAAGAACAAUAAAUUGAAAAGAAAAGUCCAUUUGGACAUUUGGUGAUGCACUGAUGCUUAGUUUCAUAUCCCCCAACACCAUUCACUAACACACUACCACUACUAACCAACACACUCACUCUUCUCACUUGCUGCAUGAUUCUAACUACUUUCUCUCUCUUUCUCAUUCUCUUGCGCGCGUUCGUUCUUGUUUCACUCACUCACUCAUGGAUAGCAUUGCAUUUUUUCAUUUCCUUUGGAUUCCCUCAAAUCGUAACUAACCAGUCCAGUAACCACCACCACUUUCACUUUCCCUCCAAACUUCUCUAACCGCCUCUCUCUCUCUUGCAAUGCUGGAUCUCAACCUCAACGCCGCCGACUCCGUUCACAUGGAAAGCUCCGGCAGCUUCGACUCCUCCGUCGUCAACGCCGCCGAUACCGAAGAUUCCUCCUCCUUCGGCGAAGCCUACGCGUACAACUUCGCCAUCCUCAACACCAGCACCGCCGUCGACGAACCCACCACCACCUCCGCGGCAGUUCACCUCCCCUACGCCGGUGACCACUCUGUUCGGACGAUCGAGUUUUUUCCGACCACCGAGUCGCAGAGAUGGUCAGAUUUCUUGCCGGAUCAUCCCGGCGCCGUGCCGGAACAGACGAUCGUCGCUCCCCGGCCGCAGCAGGUGAAGAAGAGCCGACGUGGACCGAGGUCGCGAAGCUCGCAGUAUCGCGGCGUUACUUUCUAUCGGAGGACGGGAAGAUGGGAAUCGCAUAUAUGGGAUUGUGGGAAACAAGUGUACUUAGGUGGAUUUGAUACUGCACAUGCUGCAGCGAGGGCGUAUGAUCGAGCUGCAAUCAAGUUCCGUGGCGUUGAUGCGGAUAUCAAUUUCAACGUGAGCGAUUAUGAUGAAGAUAUAAAGCAGAUGAGUAACUUCACCAAGGAAGAGUUUGUGCAUAUUCUGCGGCGGCAGAGCACGGGUUUCUCAAGGGGGAGCUCCAGAUACAGGGGAGUUACUCUCCAUAAAUGUGGGAGAUGGGAAGCUCGUAUGGGGCAGUUUCUUGGGAAGAAGUACAUAUAUCUUGGGCUAUUCGAUAGUGAAUUAGAGGCUGCAAGAGCUUAUGACAAGGCAGCUAUAAAAUGCAAUGGAAAGGAAGCAGUGACAAACUUUGAGGCCAGCUCAUAUGAGGGGGAGCUAAUUUCUCAGUCUGAUAAUGAAGAUAACAAGCGAAGUAUUGAUCUUAACUUGGGCAUAGCUCCCCCUUCUACCUAUGAUGGUCAAAUGAUGAAUAUUGAACACCAAAAUUUUGAGCACUCUGGAUCAAGAUCACUGAGUGUUCAACCAUCUUAUGGCUUCUCCAUGGCAUCUGAGCAUCAGCCUUCAGGCUGGAAUGGAGCCAAUUUCUUUCCCAUCUCCAAGGAAAGAGCAAUAGAGAAGAGGAUGGAAACUGCUCCCAUACCAAAUUGGACUUGGCAACAAGUCCAAGGUCAUUAUGGUGGAGGAGCAACUCUGAUUCCACCCUUCUCUGCUGCAGCAUCAUCAGGAUUCCCUUCAACAAUGAUACCAAUACCAUCAGCAGCUGCGGAUAGUCAAAUUCAGUUUCCUAACAUGCAGUUCCUCCACCCUAAUUUUUCUCCUUCCAUCACCAACUCCAACACCAUAUCCCCUUUCUACUGAAAAAGCACAGCUAGCUAGGGAGAGAGCAAUAGCAUUGAUUCCGAAUCUUUCUAGCCUUAGUAGUCUUUCUUGCAUGGGAGGUAGGCGAUAUGAUUGACAAACUAGUAGGAAAUUGAAUUGUUUGGUUGCUUUUACCAUUUGUCUUUUAAUAUUGUACUAAUUUUCUUCAAUGCAAAGAAAUUCCAUGCCGCCAAGCAUGGUUUGAACCUUUGAACUCUUUUUUUUACUAUUUUGAGACGACUAUAAUGAACAUGCAUCUACUCUGGUGGUAUCCAAGAUUCCAAGUUCAGUGUCGGUGCCUUUCUAUCUUGAAAUAUCUGAAAGGUUGAUUUGGAUUUUGGACCAUUUGAUUAUAUUUUGAAGUGAUGGAAUUUGUUCA
This is a messenger RNA of Lotus japonicus, 2035 nucleotides long. RefSeq names its product AP2-like ethylene-responsive transcription factor TOE3. Gene Ontology annotation, molecular function: DNA binding; DNA-binding transcription factor activity. Gene Ontology annotation, biological process: regulation of DNA-templated transcription. Lineage: Eukaryota; Viridiplantae; Streptophyta; Magnoliopsida; Fabales; Fabaceae. Bases 334 to 1656 code for a protein of 440 amino acids. The record is from RefSeq and is a predicted model, not a curated record. The transcript is spliced from 10 exons.